AUGAAGCUACACCACAUCUCGUCCGCCCUCCUUCUCCUCCCUGCUAUCGCAACAGCCUUAGCCGACGCCAACGAUGCGAAUACGUUCGCGGAGCGCGACGUCGUCAAUGCGAACGCCGCCCUCCCGGAUGUAGAUAGCCUCGCUGCGGCCCCCAAGGGCUCUUCCCGUGGGACGCUGGACGCCCCCGUCGAUGGCAAAGAUGGACGACCACAUGCGGGCCCAUGGGUGGAAACAAGCGCGGACCGUGAUCGCAAGAAGCAGGGCAGUGCCAAAUCGUCGGAUGACAUGUUUCCUCCCGACCCCAAGUCUCAGCACCUAGGUCCUGACGGGCAACCGAUCCCGUACUCGAACGACGGCGUCAUGGACGAUCGAAACCGGGUAGGCCCCAAAGAGGGCACGCGGGGCACGGAGGGUGGUGUGUCGGAGAAGAUCAAGACACCCUCGUAUAACGCUGGCGAGAAGACGCCAGACACUCCGAAGGAGGCUCCGCCUCCGCCGCACAGCGAGCAGCAGAAAAUGCCUCCGUCGAAGGAGGAGGUUGAGGUCAAGGACUCGAAGAAUUCGGGCAAUCCUAACCUGGGGAAGGUCGAGAAACCUGCCGCCCUGCCGGAAAAACCGCACGACAUCCCCCAUCCCAAGGCCCCGACGUCCGUCAAGAACGAUCCUCUUGGCCUCGAUAAUUCGGGGACCCGCGAUAGCUCGUCGGUGGCGGGGGGGACACUGGUUGCUGAGGAAGAGGGCAGCGCCUUUCACUCUCUGCUCUUCUCCUUUACCAUGAUCGUCGUCUCCGAGAUUGGCGACAAGACGUUCUUGGUCGCCGCUCUGAUGGCCAUGCGCCAUCCCCGUCUGCUCGUUUUCUCGGCCGCCUUCAGCGCCCUCAUCGGCAUGACCGUCCUGUCCGCCAUCCUCGGACACGCUGUACCCACCCUCAUCCCUAAGACUUAUACCAAAUUCUUGGCAGCGAUCCUCUUCUUCGUCUUUGGGCUGAAAAUGCUCAAAGAAGGCCGCGACAUGGCUCCCGACGAGGGCGUCGGUGAGGAGAUGAAGGAAGUUGAAAUGGAGCUCGAGGAAAAGGAGCACCAACAACUGCGCAUGGACCGCCGCCGUUCGUCUAUCACCCCUCAUUCCCUGGAAGCCGGCCGCAUGCCCGGUCGGCGCAAGUCUCGCUCGUCGGCCAACCGCCUCCCUUCGCCCCCCGAGAGCGUCUCGUCCUCCUCCUCUCGCGAUUCGUCGCCCGGUCGGGGUCGGCGGUGGGACGACUUCCUGGUCGGCAUGAACAACCUGCUGUCGCUGCUUCUCAGCCCCGCUUGGGUCCAGACGUUCGUCAUGACCUUCCUGGGCGAGUGGGGCGACCGCAGCCAGAUCGCCACUAUCGCCAUGGCUGCGGGGCAGGACUACUGGUGGGUGACCGUGGGAGCCAUCACGGGCCACGGUCUAUGUACGGCGGCGGCCGUCAUCGGUGGAAGUGCCAUCGCAGGCCGCGUUAGCAUGCGCGUCGUGACCCUCGGCGGCGCCGUUGCUUUCUUGGUCUUCGGAGCCAUCUAUUUGAUCGAAGCGUUAUUCUAUUAG
Molecule: messenger RNA, 1569 nt
Organism: Aspergillus campestris IBT 28561
Lineage: Eukaryota; Fungi; Ascomycota; Eurotiomycetes; Eurotiales; Aspergillaceae
Product: UPF0016-domain-containing protein
Exons: 3
Coding region: 1-1569 (522 amino acids)
Biological process (GO): Golgi calcium ion transport; manganese ion transmembrane transport; calcium ion transmembrane transport
Cellular component (GO): fungal-type vacuole membrane; Golgi apparatus
Molecular function (GO): manganese ion transmembrane transporter activity; calcium ion transmembrane transporter activity
Source: RefSeq, a predicted model, not a curated record